Ooceraea biroi (clonal raider ant) is the source of this 960-nucleotide messenger RNA. RefSeq names its product putative fatty acyl-CoA reductase CG5065. Lineage: Eukaryota; Metazoa; Arthropoda; Insecta; Hymenoptera; Formicidae. Gene Ontology annotation, biological process: long-chain fatty-acyl-CoA metabolic process. Gene Ontology annotation, cellular component: peroxisome. Gene Ontology annotation, molecular function: alcohol-forming very long-chain fatty acyl-CoA reductase (NADP+) activity. The record is from RefSeq and is a predicted model, not a curated record.
AUGGAUUGUAAACAAUCUAACGAAGGCAAUCAAUCUCCAAUACAAAGAUUUUACGCUGGACAGUCAAUUCUCAUUACAGGAGGCACCGGAUUUGUCGGGAAAGUUUUACUUGAGAAAUUGCUACGAAGUUGUCCGAAUAUAUCUACGAUAUACUUGCUCAUGCGUCCAAAACGGAAUAAGAGUAUAGAGAGCCAGUUAAAUGAAAUGUUUGAAUCUCCGCUUUACGAUCGAAUAAGGGAAAAAAUGCCGGAAUUGCGCAAAAAAAUCGUGCCACUUAGAGCAGAUCUCAACAUCGACGGCUUGGAAAUGUCCGAGAAUGAUAAGACUCUACUUAUAUAUAAUGCGACCAUAAUUUUUCAUGUCGCAGCAAGCGUACAAUUUAACUUGAAACUCGAAGCCGCUACAAUGAUAAAUGUUAACGGUACUCGAUUCAUUUUGUAUCUUGCAAAACGUAUGCAAAAACUACAGUCUUUCAUUCACGUGUCGACAAUGUAUUCAAACUGUUACGAAAGACACAUAGAGGAGCGUUUCUAUACGUAUCCUAUUGAUUAUAAAAAUCUUACAAAUUUGUCAAGAAAUACUGAAAUACUUAAAAUCUCUUCUCAAUGGCCAAAUACCUAUGUAUUCACGAAAGCCAUCGCAGAAAUCCUCCUUGAAAACGAAGGACAGGGUUUUCCACUUGGGAUAUUUCGACCGAGCAUCAUUACAUCUUGUGCUACUGAACCGAUCGCAGGAUGGAAUGACAAUGAUAUGGGGGCAACGGGAAUAGCGAUGGGCAUUUUAAGCGGUUUUUUGAGAUUUAUGCCAGGUGAUGGCAAUUUGAGAAUAAAUUAUGUACCAGUUGACUUUACUGUAAAUGCUUUAAUUGCUUUUGCGUGGGACGUUAAUCAUUUAUACAGGAAGUGUAAUAACCAGAGACCGGAUCACGGUGCCGUUUUCCCCACUCCAAGCGCGUGCUAG